This is a messenger RNA of Heterocephalus glaber (naked mole-rat), 1329 nucleotides long. It is a transcript of the gene Grhpr, whose product is annotated as glyoxylate and hydroxypyruvate reductase. Lineage: Eukaryota; Metazoa; Chordata; Mammalia; Rodentia; Bathyergidae. The record is from RefSeq and is a predicted model, not a curated record. Gene Ontology annotation, molecular function: glyoxylate reductase (NADPH) activity; hydroxypyruvate reductase (NADH) activity; NAD binding. Gene Ontology annotation, cellular component: cytosol.
GCCACGCCCCCGCGCAGGCCACGCCCCCGAGCGACUUCCUUCGCGCUUCUGGCCAGGUCGGUCAGAGUCUUGGGGCUGCACAUGGGAUGAGACUCGGGCGACUCAUGAAGGUGUUCGUAACCCGCAGGAUACCCCCCGAGGGGAGGGCCGCGCUCGCCCAGGCCGCAGACUGCGAGAUGGAGCUGUGGGAUUCUGAUGAGCCCAUCCCCAGCAAGGAGCUGGAGCAACGUGUGGCAGGGGCCUAUGGCCUGCUCUGCCUCCUUUCUGACCGAGUGGACAAGAAGAUUCUGGAUGCUGCGGGAGCUAACCUCAAAGUCAUCAGCACACUGUCUGUGGGUGUCGACCACUUGGCUUUGGAUGAAAUCAAGAAGCGUGGGAUCCGAGUAGGCUACACCCCAGACGUCCUGACAGAUGCCACUGCGGAACUGGCUGUCUCCUUGCUGCUUACCACCUGUCGAAGGUUGCCAGAGGCCAUGGCGGAAGUGAAAAAUGGUGGCUGGACCUCAUGGAAGCCCUUGUGGAUGUGUGGCUAUGGACUCACGCAGAGCACUGUUGGCAUCAUGGGGCUCGGGCGCAUAGGCCAGGCCAUUGCUCGGCGUCUGAAACCAUUUGGUAUCCAGAGAUUUCUAUAUACAGGGCGCCAGCCCAAGCCUCAGGAAGCAGCAGAAUUCCAGGCAGAGUUUGUGUCUGCCUCUCAGCUGGCCGCAGAGUCUGACUUCAUCGUGGUGGCCUGCUCCUUAACACCUGAAACCAAAGGGCUCUGCAACAGGGACUUCUUCCAGAAGAUGAAGAAAACAGCCGUGUUUGUCAACAUUAGCAGGCAGCCUGGUGGGGGAACUCAUACCACCACUGCCAUUUCCAGGGGAGAUGUUGUAAACCAGGAUGACCUGUACCAGGCCUUGGCCAGUGGUCAGAUUGCAGCUGCUGGGCUGGAUGUGACAACCCCAGAACCACUGCCUACAGAGCACCCCCUGCUGACCCUGAAGAACUGUGUGAUUCUGCCCCACAUUGGCAGUGCCACUUACAAGACUCGAAACACCAUGUCCUUGUUGGCAGCUAACAACUUGCUGGCUGGCCUGAGAGGAGAGCCAAUGGCCAGUGAACUCAAGCUGUAGGGAGACAGCCCCACAGGCCGGAGCCAGUGCUCUGAUAUUCCGCUGACACACCAGGCAGAAUUUGGCCCCACAGGUGGAAGCCGAGGGAAAGACUGAUCUGUUCUGAUGCUGCAAGUGAAGACGGGUACCGGUUGAUGUGCUUUGCUAUUUCUAUGGCUGGACACAUCCACGCCAAAAGCCUGUAAUUCUCUCAUUAAAUAAUUUUCUAAGACUG